Molecule: messenger RNA, 1140 nt
Organism: Aspergillus mulundensis
Lineage: Eukaryota; Fungi; Ascomycota; Eurotiomycetes; Eurotiales; Aspergillaceae
Exons: 1
Coding region: 1-1140 (379 amino acids)
Source: RefSeq, a predicted model, not a curated record
AUGAACCCACCUGCAAGAGCACUCUCGUAUAUUGCUAGUCUGUCGUCAAAACAAGUCCGGCAGUAUAUCCGAAAAUAUGGCGUUCAAGCCGUCCUCGCUGCGCAGCAGGCCUACGCUCAAUGGAGAGACGGGCGGGCCUCCAAACAGAAAGAGCAAACCUACAAGAGCAUCGAAGCCGCCAUCCCAGAAAUAAUCGAGAGCGUCGAAUCCAAGGAAAUUCGUGUCGUUCCAGAGGCCUUCAACUCCUCCGCUCCAUUCAUCGCCAAGUUCCAGGGAGCAGCGCUCGUAUCAAUAGCGCUGGCGCUUCUGGACCUUUCGGCCGCCGUCAAACGGGUCGGCUCGAGCCUCGAGGCUAUACAAAACGAGCUUGCGGUCGCCAACGUUGCGAGAAUACAAGGCUGGGUGACGGACGGAUUCGGCGCCCACGUGUAUCGAUUCGUUCGGAACGAGAUGGCGCAGGCUAGGAAUAACCAGGCUCAGGCUGGGGAUAACAGCGGCGAGGAAUCCCAGGGCGGGCAACAGGACUGCUUCUACGUCUGGCAUCCAGAUACAGAUUGGUAUCCUGUUUUCGAAAAUAUGAACGCGGCGAAUCCACUCGGUCCUCAAUUCGGCGGUUAUCACCGUGACCUGCCGACUAUUUGCAUGCGGAUGAGGACUGAUCGGGAGACUCUUGUCCAGCAAGGACGGGGACCUCACGGGCGUACCGCUACAUUCCAUCUUCUUAUCCCAGCUUACAAACCGCUCGUCGUUGACUAUCCCAUUACUUUCCAUGAGGGUCUGCUUCCACUUACGAUUACUGGGCAAAGACAUCGUGAAGCAGACCUUGUCUGGUUGGAUAUUUGGCGCGCGGGGGAGCUGGAGGGAUUGAAUCUCAGAUGCGUGGGUAACUUGCCACCAAGAGACAACAUCUAUGAACAGACGGCGCGUGUAAGCAUCGUUGCUGGAAAGCUUGGCUUUAUAGUAUGUGCAGGUGCAGCGGCGGUUUUCCCUCCUUGCGCCCCUAUAGCAAUGCCUGCUGCAGCAUCGUGCGGGACAGGAAGUAGUUUCGCGUCACUCGGUGCAAUGAUUGUCAGUAUACUUUGCGCAAGGAAGGAGAUUUGCAUUCUAGGCAAUCCGAUUAUGUUUACAGAUGAGGCCUGA